Messenger RNA from Cavenderia fasciculata, 420 nucleotides. RefSeq lists its product as uncharacterized. The record is from RefSeq and is a predicted model, not a curated record. Lineage: Eukaryota; Evosea; Eumycetozoa; Acytosteliales; Cavenderiaceae. The coding region runs from base 1 to 420 and encodes 139 amino acids. The transcript has a single exon.
AUGGAAGCAACAGUAGAUCAUGUAUUUGAAGUUGAUUUUAAAUCACCAAUUAAAUCACCAUUGCCACCUGACAAGGUUCAUCUAUUCUCACCUCUACCUGGUAUCUCUCAGGAAGACCUACUCACUCAAUUUGAAAGAGCAAGUGACCUACAUGAACAAUUUCUAAAGGAACGUAGUGGACGUGGUGCCAAGGAUGUUCAAAGAUCACGACAAGUCAAUGAAAAGAGUAUCAUCAAACAACGUGAAGAGUUGGAAGAAAAGAAAGAGGAAUACAAGAAACAAAUGGAAAUAAAAGAAAAGAAUCGUGAAAAGACUCUGGCUGAAAAAAGGGAUAAAGCUGCUGCCAAAGUAUCAAGAUCAAAGGAAGUAGCUGCAAGAGUCAAACAAGAAAGAAGAAAAUCUUUGGAACAAGAACCAUAA